UUCAGCGUGGAGUCGCUGCUGGAGGCGCAGCGUGGGCCGGGCCCGGAAUCCGCGGAGCCGGCUGAGGAGAGGCCACGGGGUGCCAAGGAGCCGGGGGCCUGGUUCCCGCCCGCCGCCCACGCGGGGUCCCCUCCAUGCGCCCGCAGCCCUCCGCCCUGCACCCUCCGGAAACACAAGACCAACCGCAAGCCGCGGACGCCCUUCACCACCGCACAGCUGCUGGCACUGGAGCGCAAGUUCCGGCAGAAGCGGUACCUGUCCAUCCCUGAGCGCGCCGAGUUCUCCAGCAGCCUGCGCCUCACCGAGACGCAGGUCAAGAUCUGGUUUCAAAACCGCCGGGCCAAGGCCAAGCGGCUCCAGGAGGCCGAGCUGGAGAAAAUGAAGCUGGCGUCCAAGCCACUGCUGCCCUCGUUCGCGCUGCCCUUCGCCCUGGGCGCGCACCUGCAGGCUUCCCCGGCCACGUACGGCGGCGCGGCGGGCGCCCUGCCCCCGGUGCCCGGGCUCUUCGCCACGCCCGUCGCCGCUUACGGCAUGUACUACCUGUCCUAG
Orycteropus afer afer is the source of this 549-nucleotide messenger RNA. Its product is annotated as homeobox protein MSX-3-like. Lineage: Eukaryota; Metazoa; Chordata; Mammalia; Tubulidentata; Orycteropodidae. The annotation marks the transcript as partial. The transcript has 2 exons. Gene Ontology annotation, cellular component: nucleus. Gene Ontology annotation, biological process: embryonic morphogenesis; regulation of transcription by RNA polymerase II. The record is from RefSeq and is a predicted model, not a curated record. Gene Ontology annotation, molecular function: DNA-binding transcription factor activity, RNA polymerase II-specific; RNA polymerase II transcription regulatory region sequence-specific DNA binding.